UUAAACGGGCUGUGUCCCAAUAUGUGCACCUUUGUUCAACUAGAACGCUCAGCGGCCGGAGCUCUACGCACUACUUAGGCGUUCUAAGUAGCGCACAAGGGCGCAUAUUGGAACAACGCGGCUUGACUCGUUAACUGAAGGCUGUUACUAGUUAAACUUUUAAACAUUUAUUUGAUGAAAGACGUUUCAUAACUUCCACAUCAGGACAUUUCCUAGCUAGCCAGCGCAUAGCUGAGCAAUUCGCCUUUAACUUUGCGAGCUACACUGGAUAUUUAACGUUAUUUUGCUAAGUAGGCUAACGUUAGCUACGGUUUAGCUAACUAGCUAACGUUAGGCGCCUUAAGCAAAGAACAAGUUCACUUAAACCGCACACAAUGUUUGACUUAACGAGAAAUAAAUACUAAAGUUAGAGUCAAGUCGUUCCAGGAGGAGCAGAGCUAGGCUUUCAGGGCUAUCCAGCAUCUGUCAGCACAGGAGCUGAAGUGAGGUAGCGUUAGCUUCCUCAGGUCACAGACGGUAUGAGUGCAGUGAACACCCCCACAUCCCGGCCACGGCAGUGGUCUUCCCCGGCUCUCGGGCACAAAACAGCCCUGUCUGCUACCAGCACCCCACUUCUCGGGUCCAUCCAAGGCAACGACGAUGAACAGGAGCGACGUCAGCGGCGAAGGUCCAGAGUCAUCGACCUUCAUGGUGUCGGUGAUUCCUCCUUCAGUGAGGCUGGAAGUCACAGUACCACAGGGACUCCUGCUGCUGUACCUAAGCUGUCGUCUGCCCAGAUCUCUGAGCAUUAUUCCACUUGUAUCAAGCUGUCCACGGAAAACAAAAUUACCACAAAGAAUGCAUUCGGACUGCACCUCAUCGAUUACAUGGCUGAUAUUCUCAAGCAGAAAGAUUCAGAGCUCAACUUCAAGGUGGCUGCAGGGACUCUGGACGCCAGCACUAAGAUCUAUGCUGUGAGGGUUGAUGCAGUUCAUGCUGAUGCCUACAGAGUCCUGGGGGGGUUGGGCUCUGAGACCAAGCCUAAAGAAGGUCAGGAGGCUGAAGAGGUCACAGCGGAGAGCGCUCAGAGCGAACAGACUGGAGCCAAGCAGGCCCCGAAGAAAAGACCUCCUAAGAAGACUGUAGAGCAGAAUCUGAGCAACAUCAACCUGUCAGAAUCUGAGAUGAAGUGCGAGGUGGACCCUAUGUUCCAGCGCAUGGCAGCGUCUUUUGAUGAAAACAGCACAGCAGGAGUCUUUCUGUCUGUGUUGUUUAGCGAGGACAGCCGUUGUGAGCUCCGUUUCCCCUCCCAUAUGACCCUGCUCCACUCCCGGCCACCCAACGCAACCGCACCAGUCCAGUCCACACCCGCCUCACCCUUCUCAGCUAGCCUAAAAGCGCUGGAGGAGAGGUCCAUCUGCCCGUCUCUGGAGGAGUUCUCCUUCACACAGUGGACACCUGACCAGAGCACCAGCCUGAACCAGAUACUGGAGAAGAUGAAGCAAGGCGAGCACGCUUUUGACGUCAACGCCGACGUUGAACCAGACGUGGACGAGGCUCCAGAUUUCGGAGAUCAUUUCGAUGCAGACGGUGAUGAGGUGGGGCAGGGAGACGGUGAGGACUUUAACGAGCACAAAGAGCCCUGCGCUCGGAGGAGCCCUGAGAAACGGGGGGUGAUUCCUAUAGGACAGGCAGAUAUCAGCACUAUGUGCCUUCAGCUGUCUGAUAAGCCCAGAGAAUACUCGUACUUCAGCCCCCGCACCAUGGCCACCUGGGUUGGUCCAGGCUACUGGCUCUUCAAACCAUCACAUAAGCAGGAUCACAAGCCAGAGAAGGAACCCAAAAAGAGAGCGCCGAAAAAUCCCUUGGUCAUCGACUUCACCGAAGAUAUCCACUUUCACAAUUACUUCCGCACAACCCGAGCUGCGACCACGAUCAGUAAAUCUGCUCUGAACAGCAGCAAUAAGAAAACCACCCUGCCGGCAGAUUUCCAGUAUCCACUCAGCAACCUGUCUCAGCUCAGCCUCAAGCCUUCCAACACGCUCAGCGCAGAAGGAAAGAAGAGGUUAUCCGGUGAGCUUGCAGGAGAAAUAGGAGACUACGACUACAACAACGCCAACGAUACCGCAAACUUCUGCCCAGGGCUGCAGGCUGGAGACAGUGACGACGAUGCUGAAGGCUUUGCAGGAUCAGAAGAUUCACAGCCUGACGGGGACAGACUGAACCCCUCGACUUUUGACCCAGAAGGUGUCUCUACAUACGGAGAGGACUGCCUGGUGCCGGAGCCCCACAAGGUCAAUAUAAUUGAGAUUAACUAUGCCAAGACAGCCAAAAAGAUGGACAUGAAGAGGCUAAAGAACAGCAUGUGGAGCCUCCUGACCGACAGCCCUGAAAAAACAGCUCCGGAGGUAGAGACUGAAACGGAAGUCUCAGGAGAAAAGUCCUUCUGCCAGUCUACUAAGACGCUAGUACAAAGGCUGCCUACCACCAUGGCCAAUAACCUGUCUGUGCCGCUGGCCUUUGUUGCCCUUCUACAUCUGGCCAAUGAGAAAAACCUGGAGCUUCAGAAAGUGGACGACAUGUCGGACAUCAUCAUCAGACAAGGCCACUGACAUGCCUAUAAAACAUGCCUGCGCUGCUAAACUAAAAGCAGUUUUUCUUUUUUAUAUAUUGUACAGUUUGAUUUGUUCCACCAGCUGUUUUUCUGCUCUGUAGCGCUUUUUCUCGUCUCUCAGAACGCAAGUAAAGGCUUUUAAUACAUUUGUGACCCAUUUUUCACUUCAAACAGGACAGAAAUACAGAAUUAAAACAAGUUAUAGAAUUGUCUAUCAUGAUAAAACGUCAAACGUGUGACGGAAGAGUCUGAUCAGUGUGCCGUCUCUCUCGGCCUGAGCGAAAGAGAGGAGGCGGAGGGAUGGACAGAGCGUGAACUGUGAAUACUGAAUGGAUUCUUGGCUCAGUGCUCUUUGUUGUAUCUAAAGGGAUUAAAGAAUUAAGGAUAAAAGAA
Pygocentrus nattereri (red-bellied piranha) is the source of this 2986-nucleotide messenger RNA. It is a transcript of the gene ncaph, whose product is annotated as non-SMC condensin I complex, subunit H. Bases 519 to 2591 code for a protein of 690 amino acids. Gene Ontology annotation, cellular component: condensin complex. The record is from RefSeq and is a predicted model, not a curated record. The transcript is spliced from 18 exons. Gene Ontology annotation, biological process: mitotic chromosome condensation. Gene Ontology annotation, molecular function: chromatin binding. Lineage: Eukaryota; Metazoa; Chordata; Actinopteri; Characiformes; Serrasalmidae.